GAAAAAAGAAAGAAAGAAAAUUAUUUACCUACACUCAUAUCAGUCCCAAUUUUAUUGAUUUUCAAAACCCUAAAUCGAUCCGAGAAAAGGGGGAACCCUAAAUUCUUCAGAAAAAUCCGUCAUGUCUGGCCGCGGAGGCAGGGACAGAUCGCGGCGUGACCACCCGCCGUCUGGAAGAUCGAGUCGGAGUAAUGCGCCGCCGUCGAGACACCUUUGGGUGGGGAAUAUAUCCCACAGUAUACUAGAGCCGGACCUGACAGAGCACUUCUUGCAGUUUGGGGAGCUGGAGAGCGUCGCAUUCCAGCCUGGUCGAAGCUACGCUUUUAUCAAUUUCAUGAACGAUGAAGAAGCUAUUUCCGCUAUGAGGGCGCUCCAAGGUUUUCCCGUUGCUGGGAAUCCUCUUAGGAUUGAGUUUGCCAAGGCGGAUAAGUCAUCAACACCAUCACGUGAUGAGGACUACUUGCCCCAUCGAGAUGAGCAACGCUCUAAAGUAAGGUCGCCUUUCUCUUCAAGGGACAAUAGAGCACGUCGUACUAGCCCUGAACGUUUUACCCAUGACAAAUCAAAGGGGAGUGAUAGAAGUGGUGAUCCCAGUGAGGUCCUCUGGAUAGGAUUUCCAGCUUCAUUGAAAGUGGAUGAAAUGAUUUUGAAGAAGGCUUUCUCUCCAUUUGGUGAGAUAGAGAAGAUUACUGUGUUUCCAGGACGUAGCUAUGCUUUUGUUCGCUUUACGCGCUUAUCAGCAGCUUGCAGGGCAAAAGAGACUCUUCAGGGGAAGUUAUUUGGUAAUCCCCGUGUGCAUAUUUGUUUCGCGAAAAGUGAUGGUGGGUCAUCCUCCGGUGGAAGGGGCUCAGUGAAUUCCCCCAACUCUCCCCAUUUCAGGUCAAAUGGUCGCUUGGGAUCUUCUGAGAACUUUCUGCAUGAUAGGAGCUAUUCAGACUUACCAGAAGAUGCAAGCAUCAGAUCUCCUUAUAUGUCAACUUAUGAUUCUGGUGAUGAUGUCUAUAGUUUCAAGAGGAAAGGUAAUUUAUGGACUGGUGGAAAUACAUAUGAACCCCGGAGGUUUGGGGAAGGGGAGCCUGAUCCUCGAGUACCACAAGAUAUUUAUGAACAUAGUAAAAGUCCAAUAAGGUACCAGGAUUAUCCUCCAAAAUUACCUCAGAAAAAUGCAUUCUACGAAGAACCUUGGGAUAUGCCUGAAGACAACUAUCCCGUCCAUGGUGCCAAGAAAAUGAGAACCGGUUCCUUUCCUCCUGAGAAAGAGUUACCAGAGUACAAUUUAUCUGAUCUUGAACAAGAAAAACGUGUUUUUCCAAGGAUGCUCUCUGAUAUUCCUCAACCUGAAGCCUUUGAUAAGCACUUUGAGCCUGCAGCUUUGGGGUAUAAACAGGUUACUGAUCGGCAAACGAGUUUUACUUCAAUGCGUGGAGAAAGGAACAAUCACUGGAAGCCAUCUUACGAUGAUUUUCCGGUAGGGUCUGUUUCUGGUUCUCUACAAUCAAAUAUUGCUGAGAGGAAAAGAUUUACUCAGGAGCUGGAUCAGCCAUCAUUGAAAGAGUGGAAAUGGGAGGGGACAAUAGCCAAGGGUGGAACACCUGUAUGUCGUGCUCGCUGCUUUCCUGUUGGAACAGUCCUUGACAUGAUGCUGCCUGAAUUCUUAGAUUGCACAGCAAGGACUGGUUUAGACAUGCUUGCAAAGCAUUAUUAUCAAGCAUCUAGUGCUUGGGUUGUUUUCUUUGUUCCAGAAAGUGACGAUGACAUGGGAUUCUAUAACGAAUUCAUGAAUUACCUGGGAGAGAAGCAGCGAGCAGCUGUUUCUAAAUUAGACGAUAAAACCACUUUAUUUCUUGUACCACCAUCAGAUUUUUCCGAGAAAGUACUGAAAGUACCUGGGAAACUGAGCAUUUCAGGUGUUAUUUUGAGAUUAGAUCAUUCUGGUUCCACCAGUUCUGCUCAUCCAAGUGUAAGAGGCGAUUCAAACUCGUUUCCUUUUUAUGGUGAUACAUCUUUUGCAAAGCCAUCAACAACUUCAGGGCCAUUUCCUUCUAUGCCUUAUCCAGAAUUAAGUAGGCAAGGUAUUAAAGACUCCUCAUACUCGGGUAAUGGGGCAACAUCAGCUCCACCUGUUUCACUUUCCGGGCCUGCUCAUUCUGUUGGAAAUGUAUCGGACUUGUAUCAUGAGCAGAAGCAUGAUUAUGCACCCCAGCAAAACGCAGUGUAUGGACCAGGCUGGUCUUCUCUCGAUCAGCAGCGUCCGGCUUCUGUCAACAGAAAUGGCCCUCAAGUUUCCGGCUUUGAUCCAGCAAUUCAGGGACAUCAAUCAGUUAUGCCAAGGGCAGUGCAAGAAACAUAUUCUAGUACCAGUGGAAGUUCUGGGAUUCCAUUAUCUGGAAAUAGCAAGCCCUCUAUGCCUGAAUUCAAAUCUCCGUCUAUGCCGAUUAAUGCCCUUCAACCAGAACAACUAGCACAACUAGCGUCAUCUCUUAUUGGGCAGCAAGGGCAGGUUGGGAAUGUUGCAAAUGCUUCAAUGGGGGAGAAUUUUCAGCACACAAACACAAUGGACCACUCCGACAUGAUGAGACUACAACAGGGGUACGGUUUACAAAAUAACCAGGCUGUUCCAGAGCUUUCAGCAUCUCAGUUUUCUCAACUGCAGCAGUUGCAACAGCAGCAGACAUGGAACUCAGCUGCAGCAGUGUCUCAAGAAACUCAAAGAAGUCAACUGCAAGGUACCGGCAUAACGGAGGAAGGCGAUGGGGAUCCACAGAAACGCUUGCAAGCAACAUUACAGCUAGCAGCAGCUCUUCUUCAACAAAUUCAACAAGGGAAAGGAACCUGAACAAACUGCUCCCGGAUUCAACUUCGGCGCGUUGGGUAACAUCUAUUACUCUCAAAAACUAGCUUCAUGAAAUUUCACCUUGUUUCGUAUUCCAUUGGUUUGAUUCAGAGUCUUCCAAACGAGUCGGUCAAUAAUAUCAGCUUUUUAGCACUUUGCUUGAGAAAUUCCAAUCUCAGAUACUUAUUGCUGUAUGUUAGAAAUGUUCAGUGAUGAAGCUACUUAAAUAUGUAUUUCUUGUUCAAUCCUUCCAUGUUAAUAGCUACCUUCAAUUCACAAAAUAUUCGUUAUUAUUAUCGUCGGUCCUCGGUUUUGUUUUGAAGCAUGCAUUAUAUUCAUCAUGAGUGCAAAAUCAUGAUUUGUUGGAAACUACCAUUGGUGGACCUCUCAGGACGCUGAUUCUACAAAGAUUUCUAUGUGCUUUGUUCGAACUAUUUGUUGUGAUACUUGUCGGAAGUAGAUGCCAUGCGGCGUCAACAACAAUAAGGCCCAAUGUGAACGCAAUGGAGUCCGACCAUGAGCAUUGGGACCACUGAAGCAUUGUGCAUACGGUGUUUUGGAAACCUACAAGUAACUUGUGUUGUAUGCUUUUUGUAUUUUUCUGCGCCUUGCUUGUGAUGCACGGUUCUUUUAUUCAUGGUUGUGGUCCUAUUACUCUUAUUCUACCCUAGAGUUUGAUAUUUGGGUAUU
This is a messenger RNA of Hibiscus syriacus, 3523 nucleotides long. RefSeq names its product flowering time control protein FPA-like. The coding region runs from base 122 to 2836 and encodes 904 amino acids. Gene Ontology annotation, molecular function: RNA binding. Lineage: Eukaryota; Viridiplantae; Streptophyta; Magnoliopsida; Malvales; Malvaceae. The transcript is spliced from 4 exons. The record is from RefSeq and is a predicted model, not a curated record.